Aaosphaeria arxii CBS 175.79 is the source of this 1765-nucleotide messenger RNA. Its product is annotated as phospho-2-dehydro-3-deoxyheptonate aldolase. The transcript has 3 exons. Gene Ontology annotation, molecular function: 3-deoxy-7-phosphoheptulonate synthase activity. Gene Ontology annotation, cellular component: cytoplasm. The record is from RefSeq and is a predicted model, not a curated record. Bases 352 to 1476 code for a protein of 374 amino acids. Gene Ontology annotation, biological process: aromatic amino acid biosynthetic process. NCBI's taxonomy places the organism in Eukaryota, Fungi, Ascomycota, Dothideomycetes, Pleosporales.
AUGUUGAUCAAACCGGUAGGCAAUUGAUGGAUAAAAAGUAGUUACUCAUACUGUGCACAUAGAGAGAAGAAGAGUCAGGCCCAGGCGGCGCCACAAAGACGGGGAGAAUCAGAAUAUGUUUUCACCGCCUUGGCCAUCAACCAAUCAGAACGUCCCCGACUCCCGGAUGUGAUCACAAUCGGUCGACUCAUAAGAACCCCACGUCCGCGCAAAGAAAAAUAGCUGGACAUUGCUCUCGAAAAUUCACCCUUCCUACGAGCUACAAACCAGUCCAAUUGUUCUUGUUUGGCCUUGAUCGACCUUGAUUGACCUGUUACUUUCCUGAAACCCCAAUUCGAUCAUUGGAGAAACAUGUCUUUCUACAUUGAGAACAAGAGCGUCGGUGACGCCAAAAACUCCGAGGAUUGGCGCAUCCGUGGAUACAAUCCCCUCACUCCUCCUGAUCUCCUCCAGCACGAGAUCCCUCAAUCGGAGAAGUCCAAGACCACCGUGCUCAAUGGACGCAAUGAGGCCGUCGAGAUCGUACAGGGCACCGAUGCACAGAGGAGAUUGCUGGUUGUCAUCGGACCUUGCUCCAUCCACGAUCCACAGGCUGCGCUUGAUUACUGCGACCGCUUGCUCAAGUUGAAGGAGAAAUACAAAGAUGACUUGCUCAUCGUUAUGAGGUCAUACCUCGAGAAGCCCCGAACAACUGUUGGAUGGAAGGGAUUGAUCAACGACCCGGACAUCGACAACACUUUCAAGAUCAACAAAGGACUACGAGUAUCUAGGCAACUCUUCGUUGACUUGACCGAGAAGGGCAUGCCUCUCGCCAGCGAAAUGCUUGACACGAUUUCCCCACAAUUCCUGGCUGAUCUGCUGAGUGUUGGUGCCAUUGGUGCACGAACGACCGAGUCGCAAUUGCACCGUGAGCUUGCAUCCGGUUUGUCCUUCCCUGUUGGUUUCAAGAACGGAACCGACGGUUCCUUGGAUGUUGCGAUCGACGCUAUUGGCGCAGUGAAGCACCCCCAUCACUUCCUUUCGGUCACCAAGCCCGGUAACGUCGCGAUUGUUGGCACUCUCGGAAAUGACGACUGCUUCGCCAUUCUGCGCGGCGGCAAGAAGGGAACCAACUACGACUCGAAGAGCAUCACCGAGGCACGCCAGAAGUUGGAGUCAAAGGGCUUGAAUGCUCGCCUCAUGGUGGACUGCAGCCACGGCAACUCCGAGAAGAACCACAAGAACCAGCCAAAGGUCGCCCACGAGUUGGCCGAGCAAAUCGCUGCGGGAGAGACAGGCAUCAUGGGAGUGAUGAUCGAGAGCAAUAUCAAUGAGGGCAACCAGAAGGUUCCCAAGGAAGGAAAGGAGGGCCUCAAGUACGGAGUCAGUAUCACUGAUGCGUGCAUCAACUGGGAAGACACCGAGACAACUCUCGAAGAGCUCGCAACUGCCAUUCAGAAGAGGAGAAGCCUCCUUGGUGUGAACGGUACCCACUAAAGUACUGAUUCUUUGCGUUAUUAAUUGAGGGUUUGUGGGAUUGGCAUAAUGAUUUGGUUCGGCGUCUCCGGGGUUCUACUUAGCAUCUUCUUGCUUCAAUUGCGUCUGCUUGACCAGGGCCGAUGCUCGCUGUGUUGCAUGCGUUAGUGUUUACGCUUCAAUAUGUCAGCCUAAAAAAAUGCAGUACCCAAUAUGAGUCUUUUCUUUGGCUUCACUUACUUUGCUUUUUGCUUUAUGUGAACAACGAGGCAACCGAAAUGUGCAACCAACGACUUCGGCAAGGGCAACA